Molecule: messenger RNA, 264 nt
Organism: Meloidogyne enterolobii
Lineage: Eukaryota; Metazoa; Nematoda; Chromadorea; Rhabditida; Meloidogynidae
Source: the annotation of a GenBank genome assembly
AUGAAACCAAAAUUUUGUGCUAUAUGUAAACAACAAAUUGGGGCUAUUGAAGACAAAGUUUUGGUAGAAAAACAUACUCUCCAUAAACGUUGUUUUAAUUGUGCAAUCUGUGAUACUUCUUUAAUGGCUGGAAAUUGUUCAAUUGAUGAUACAAUAUUUCAAUAUUUUGGGCCUUUGUGGUUCUGUCCUGCUCAUAAAAUGCUUGGUUCUGGUGAAAAAUUGAAACUUUUAAAAGCAAAAUAUGGCGAUCCUGGACAGAAAUAA